AUGGCACAUACGCACGAAUGGAAAGAAUUUGAUGAAAAAUCUAAAUGUUUACCAAAUAAAUGUACAGUAGAAAAUCUCGGUUAUGAAUCAACGAUGCCGAAUGAUCUUCAAAUUAAAUAUGCAUUAGCUACAAUAUUACCAUGUCCAAGUAUAGAAUUAUUAUAUUCAUUUAAAGAUGCGUUUCUACAAUCAACUGGCUUAGCCCCGGAUGAAGAUAUGUUGGCUUUAUUAACAACAUCACACAUUAACAUAGAACCGAUUGUCCUUGCAAUAUUUGGUAGUCAUCAUUUUCCAUUUCCAAAAUAUUAUGGAGCAUGUGGACGAUUGGCAAUGGUCAGUUUUGAAGGAAACAAUUUGGUUAGCUACAUCAAUUCACCAUUUCCAUUUCGCGUCCAUUUGGUACGUGAACUUUUACAAACAAUGUAUGACUUGAACAAUGCUCAUCCAGAAUUGAUCAUUUAUUAUCCGGAUAUAAAUUUAGAGAAUUUUGUUUAUAAUGAAACUGAAAAAAAAGUGAAAGUAAUUGACUUGGAAUAUAUUGUUGUUGUUGAAAAACAUAAAGUAAAAAUGCAAGAAAUCGACGAGAAAACAGAGAGCAGUAUAGUUGAACAAGCAGAAUGCGGUGAAUCAUGUACUGAAUAUAGUGCCGCAACAUUCUGCACCACUUUUAUGGAAGAUUUCAAUAUAAAGCAAGUAUGUCGUUACCUAUUGGGCUCAAUUACGAAACAUGACCAGAAAAAAAUUUUGCAUGAUAUUCCAUUAUCAUUAGAUCAUAAAUAUAACAUAUCACAAACAAUCGAUCUUUGUGGUAGUACAACAUCAACUAAGAAACGUCUCGAAACUUAUCAUCAACUUUUAACAAUAUUUGACAGUAUACUAAUUAUUUAA
This is a messenger RNA of Didymodactylos carnosus, 888 nucleotides long. The record is from the annotation of a GenBank genome assembly. NCBI's taxonomy places the organism in Eukaryota, Metazoa, Rotifera, Eurotatoria, Philodinida, Philodinidae.